Molecule: messenger RNA, 2834 nt
Organism: Pseudovirgaria hyperparasitica
Lineage: Eukaryota; Fungi; Ascomycota; Dothideomycetes; Acrospermales; Acrospermaceae
Product: ARM repeat-containing protein
Exons: 7
Coding region: 311-2731 (806 amino acids)
Biological process (GO): post-transcriptional regulation of gene expression
Cellular component (GO): cytoplasm
Molecular function (GO): mRNA 3'-UTR binding
Source: RefSeq, a predicted model, not a curated record
UUUUCGUUUUGAACUUUCCCAGGCUUACAACAGCCCACUCAGACUUUCCUUUUCUGCAUAAUCAUUGCUGUGCCAGAUCUCCUUCAAUCGGGAAAGGGCUCUGUGACUUUCAUCUACCUGCUCUUUGUUUGCGUCUACUUCACCAUCUACUCUACUACUUGACACUUCACCAGCACUCAUCCAAGCUUUCUAAUUGUGCUGAGGCUAUAGUGGUCCGGCAUCUUACUGGCCAUAUCGUACGAGCUAUCAGCGAUCACCUUACGAUUUCCAGCUGUAUCUGCAAUCUAGUCCCAAUACCACUCCGACAAACAUGAACGAUAAAGGAUCGCCCGUUCCCCCAAGCACCUCUGGACAGUAUAGCAUCUGUAACGACUCGAACAACGAUCCGUCUUUCAUGCUAGCAGCAAUGGGUGUCCAGUGCACUGAAACCAUCGGUCACGAUGGUACACUUCCUCUGACGACCUCCAAGAUGCUCAAUAAUCAGCAGUGUCGCGCUACCACAGCUCGGACUCCAUCUUUCAAGAAACCUGAUGAGUCGUCCGAGAACUCCGCAAUCCUUGAUAAGCUUCUCAACUCUCUGACCACCAAUGUCAGCCGUGCGAACAUUCAUAAUGGACACGCCAAGGUUGCCGAGCAGGAGAAGUCCAACAAUGUGGAAUCUUCCCCUUCCGCAAACCACAUGACUCCACGUUCUUCGCGCUGCGAUGAGCCGAGGUCAUCCCCUGACGCCCAGGAGAUGGAACGCUUGAAGCAAGAGCUUGUAGAUGCAAAAAGUCGGAUUGCCCGUAUGGACCAAGAAUUGCACGAGACCCGGAUCACCAAGCACACCAUGGAACACGCGACUGGCCCACCAUCUGAGGUCGAUUUCAAAGGUGACGUCACAGAUCAGACUAUCAGCAGCUUGCAAAUCAACUUCAACGCUGCCACUCGCGGUAUCGGAUCUCGUCAAGAAAGCUGGCAGCUUCAAGCUGAAGAUGCACGCUCAGAUACAAGUGAGGCUCUCUCGGCUGGUGUCACUAAUCGCGUUCAAGGCAACUGGAUGAAUACGGGAACAAAGAAUGGCUUUGCUUGCAACGUCUCUGCGCCAGUAGAGCAAGGAUACAUAGCCCCGACUAACAACAACUGGAAUAUGAACGGGCUUAGACCGUGGUAUGGGGCUAACAUUGGCCAAGGACUCAACGCCACUGGCUUUAAUCCUCCUCAACCUCCUUCACGGUCUAAUCCUGGCCUCCGCAUUGACACUUAUCGCAACAAUCAAAUGCUUAAUGAGCCAGCUCACUUCCCGCUCGACCAUAGCUUACGUCGUGGAGUCAGCAAUCCACCAAGUCGUCCUCCGUCCGCGUUUGACAGCCGCCUUGGAGCAUGGGGCACAUAUUCUGGGAGUGCUAAUUCUGUAGACGGCGCUGGAGUUAGUCCUCCUUUGACUCCCCUAUCCGCCCAGUCUAUGGGAAUGUACUCCAUGGGAUCGCAGCAAUACCAACCGCGGGCCAUUGGCACUCGCCUUUCGCCCACUGCGGCGGAAUUCAGUUUUGACGCAGCUGUUCCAUCGCCCUGGAACAAUCCCUCUCCGGACGCUGCAGGUACAUAUGUCGCUUCGGUCGAACCAAUGAACUAUCGCCGCCUGCUUGACCGCAACAUGACUUGUAACUGGAAGUACAUCGUGGACAAGAUUGUAUGCAACAACGACCAACAAGCUUCAAUCUUCCUGCAGCAAAAGCUGAAGGUCGGCACAGUUGAGCAAAAGCAUGAGAUAGUCGACGCUAUCAUAGCACAGGCCUAUCCUCUCAUGAUAAAUCGUUUUGGUAAUUUCCUGGUGCAGCGAUGCUUCGAGCACGGUACCCCGGAGCAAGUCGUACUGAUAGCCAACGCUAUUCGUGGCAACACUCUGACUCUCAGCAUGGAUGCUUUUGGCUGUCAUGUUAUUCAGAAAGCAUUCGAUGCCGUUCCAGAAGAAUACAAGGCUCUCAUGGUCCAUGAGUUACUCCGUCGCAUCCCGGAAACUGUCAUUCAUAGAUAUGCAUGCCAUGUUUGGCAGAAACUGUUCGAGCUUCGUUGGAGUGACUCACCCCCCCAAAUCAUGAAAUACGUCAACGAAGCUCUUCGUGGCAUGUGGCAUGAGGUUGCUCUGGGUGAGACCGGCAGUCUUGUCGUACAGAAUAUAUUCGAGAACUGCUUGGAAGAAGACAAGCGUCCUUGUAUUGGUGAGGUCCUCCAGGCCAUUGAUGUUAUCGCACAUGGUCAAUUCGGCAACUGGUGCAUUCAGCACAUCUGUGAACAUGGUGCCCCUGCCGAUCGCAGCAGGGCUAUCGACCAUAUUCUUCGCUUUGCGACAGAGUAUAGCAUGGAUCAGUACGCAUCAAAAGUGAUCGAGAAGUGUCUGAAGAUUGGAGGAGGAGAGUUCUUGGACCGCUAUCUCGAAAGAGUCUGUGAAGGUCGCGCCGACCGUCCACGCAUGCCCUUGAUCGACAUCGCUGGUGACCAGUUUGGAAAUUACUUGGUACAGUAUAUACUCACCCAUGCCGGUUCUCAGCAUCGAGAGGUCGUUGCUAGUCAUGUUCGAAAGCACAUGGUCUCCCUUCGAGGCUCAAAGUAUGGCUCUCGAGUCGCUAUGUUAUGUUGUAAUCCAGCAUUCGCCACCCGUCCUGGACCUCCAGCUGGAAUGCAACUGAACCGUUACAGCACUGGUCAUACCACUGCUGUUCGUCCCGUCUACGGCGGAGCUUACCGUUGAAAAGAUAAACUUGUCUUACAUCUUGUCGUCUCAGGCUGCUAUUCAUGAUCUCUCACUGGACGCUUCAUCCAUAUGUUUCACCACUUAAAAUCGCAUCUCGCCG